AUGUGGGACGAAUGUCGCUUUGACAUCUCGCAUUGUGGCGAGAUGGUGCCCAACAGCUUUUGUUGGAACCUCAGCAUUGUUCACAAAGGCGAAGUGAGAUGCCGAGCGCCUUAUGUGGGAGACUCCACCUAUGCCAGGUGUGCCACCUUCAACACAGAUCCAAACACACCAGUGGAAUGGACGCCACCUACUUGUGUCAUGGUUUGCCCAGUUCCUCAGCCUAUCCCUGAUGGCUACGUGCUGACCGGCGACCAGUGGACUUGUGCCACUGGGUACAUCGGACGUGCUCGCACCAGGUGUCAACUGGGCAAUGGGACCUGUGACGCCGUGCAGGUGCUGAGCGGUUGUGAUCGACUGGAGCCCUGCAUUCGACCACCUGAGGCCGAAAGUGCUUAA
Cladocopium goreaui is the source of this 396-nucleotide messenger RNA. Lineage: Eukaryota; Dinophyceae; Suessiales; Symbiodiniaceae. The record is from the annotation of a GenBank genome assembly.